Molecule: messenger RNA, 3069 nt
Organism: Drosophila erecta
Lineage: Eukaryota; Metazoa; Arthropoda; Insecta; Diptera; Drosophilidae
Product: homeobox protein unc-4
Exons: 4
Coding region: 431-2320 (629 amino acids)
Biological process (GO): regulation of DNA-templated transcription
Molecular function (GO): sequence-specific double-stranded DNA binding; DNA-binding transcription factor activity, RNA polymerase II-specific
Source: RefSeq, a predicted model, not a curated record
CUGGGUUUCCUCGCUGGACGCAUCGAUUGCUGCGCUCAGUUCAAACUGAAUUUUCAUUGCGAGCGCGUCUGCCGCUUCUUCACGCUCGCCCUCUCGCUCUCGCUCUCUCCCACUCGCCCACUGGCCCACUCGCUCUCUGCCGAGAAAAAAGCUGAUAAACGGCGGACAAAAGCAAACGAAAGCAAACCGACACCGAACUUUUGCCCAAGUGCAGUUUUAUUUGAUCAGUGUGCAAAGACGCGUUGUUUGGUUAACGCCGGCCGACGGCUCAGCGAAAUAAAUAAAUAAAUAAAUAAAUGCAAAUAGCAAACACACGCACACACACACCUUUUUUUUAAGUCCUACGCGAGUGAACACCUAGCCCCUUCCCCCUUCUAACGAAAAAGUGCAUAAAUAGACCCUAAUUCCAUGGCCUAAACUACGGACCAUAAUGGUUUUGGAGACCUCCGAGGGCGAUACCAAAAAGUUCCUGACCAACAACAAUAACUCGAGCGCCAGUCGCAAUAACAACAACAGCAGCAGCCGCAGCAACAACAACAACAACAGCAGCAGCCGCAACAACAACAACAACAGCAGCAAUCACAGUCACUGUCACAGUCCGAAGGAAAUUGAAGAGGAGACUGGCCGGAGUAGCAGCACCAGCAGCAGCCGCAUCCCAACGCCCAACGCCCACCGGACCACCGCCGGUCAGCAUCUGUUGGGUGGCUCCCCAUCGAGCGCCUGCUCCACAUCCGUUUCCGGUUGCGGCAUGCCCUCCGAGGGCCUCCAUCCGACGGCCGCCCUCCAGCUGUAUGCCGCCGCCGCCCAACUGGCGCCCAACGGCGUCCGCGUGCCGCCCUGGGGUCCCUUCCUGCAGUUCGGCGUGCCGGGCGUCUUUGGCCCGAACGGACCCUUCCUCGGGCGGCCCCGCUUCGAUGCCGCCUCCGCCGGCGGACAUCCGAAUUCCGCUGCUGCCGCCGCGGCCGCCACCCAAAUGGCCGCUGUGAAUGCCAGCAAUGCGUUCGCCAAUCUAACGGGACUGAGCGCGGCGGCGCUGCGGAACGUGAGUGCCGCCCAAACGACGGCGGUGGCGGCCGUCGCCAGUACAGUGGCCACCAUCCAGCACCGACUGAUGAUCGGCAACCGGCAGAGUUUGCCGCCGGCGGGACCGCCCAGCGAAGGAUCCAACGAGGAUGGCGGUUUUCCCGGCGACGGCGACGACGACAGCAGCGCGGCCAAGCGGCGCAGGUCGCGCACCAACUUCAACUCCUGGCAACUGGAGGAGCUGGAGAGGGCCUUCUCCGCCAGCCACUAUCCGGACAUCUUCAUGCGGGAGGCCCUGGCCAUGCGGCUGGACCUCAAGGAGUCGCGAGUUGCGGUAUGGUUCCAGAAUCGACGUGCCAAGGUGCGUAAGCGCGAGCACACGAAGAAGGGACCCGGCCGCCCCGCCCACAACGCCCAGCCGCAGACCUGCAGCGGCGAGCCCAUUCCGCCCAACGAGCUCAAGGCCAAGGAGCGAGCCCGUCGCCGAAAGAAACUGGCCAAGGCCAUCGACCGGCAGGCCCGAAAACUGCAGGCCAAGGGCAUCACCGUGGACCUGGAGGCCCUCAAGGCCGAGUACAUAUCACAGCACAAGGCGAACGGCACCUUCUCGGACUCGGAUCUGGAGGACGAUGGCAUCCAGAUCGACGUGGUGGGCGGCGCGGACAGCGACGACGAGGGCGACAGCGACGCCGUCAGCCCGGUGCGUCUCGGUGGAGGAGGUGGAGGUGGUGGUGGUGGUGGUGGGGCUGGUGUCACAGGAGUCGGCGGAGGUGGAGGUGGAGGUGCCGCCUCAUCGCUCCACUGCGGACUGGAUGGCGAUGGCGACAGUUCGCGGGCGGGCAGCUUCAUCGGCGGCGGCGGCAGCCUGGGCAGCCCCAGCUCGGUGGCCCCGCACUCGAUGCUCUCCAAUGGAGCGGUCCAGUUCGGCAAGCUGGAGCCGAUGGAUGGCAACGAGUCCGAGGAGCGGGACAGGGAGCGCGACUCGCCGAAACCGCUGCUCUUUCCCGCCAAGGCCUUCCACCAACUGAACCUGCAGAGCAGCCAACAGCACCACGGACUGGUCGUGGGCCAAGGCCAGGGUCAGGGAUCGGGAUCUGGAUCGGGAUCUGGACACGGGCACGGGCAUGGGCAGCAGCACAACCACCACCAGCAUCAGCAUCAGCACCACCUUCAUCAUGGCAGUGCAUCCGCCUCGGCGGCGGCGGCAGUGGCCAAUCUGGUGCACCAGACAUCGCCGAUCAGCAUGCGACGGAGCAAUCCCUUCAGCAUCGAAUCCUUGCUGUUCAACAACACGUGAGGCAACCACGCGAGGAUCGCGAUCCGGCCGAAUCCCCUCGAGACCCCUUUGAUUUCCGCGUUCCUAGAAUAUUUUGCUCAACUUACUUCCACUUCUCCCACUCUAAGUUUCACCAUUUGUACGUAUCUUCGGUUCAGAGCUUGAAUAUUCCCUAAGUGAUUUAUUUAUUCGAAUGUAAUGUGUAGUGCAUUUUUUUUGUAUUUUUUAUAUUUUAUUUUGUACCGUACACCUGUUCCCAGAGAGAGACUAAAUUAGUGUUGUAAAUGAAUUUAUUAUUUGUACUGCGUAUACAUAUACUAUAAAUAACCUUUUUUUUGAGUGGCUGAUGCCCAAAGCAAUGCUUGAAACAUGAAUAAUAUAAUUAUGUAAUAGAAGUCUAUUGACUAAGGACAUUUUUUUUCAAAGUGUGAUUGUGUUUGAAUGUGUGUGUAUGUGCGCGCGUGUGUGUGAGAGAGAGAGCCUGCGUAAAAAUGUAAUUUAAUUUAGCAAAACAAAAGGAAACCAACUGACGAUGGGAAACACAAAGAAUUGAAGGAAUAGAAAUCCACGAGUUAAGUAAGCGAAUUUUUUUUUUUUUGUGUCGAAAAAAGCAGGCUAGAAUAUUACAAAUAUGAUGAGAACCCACACAAUAUUACGUAUAGACAUGCAAAGAACGGCGAAAUGGCUGCUAAAAAUUAUAUUGUAUUGUAUCUAAAAACUGAUUGUCAAACAACAAUAAAAUGCGAAUCUGUAAAGAGAGAAAAACCACA